Messenger RNA from Bemisia tabaci, 303 nucleotides. The record is from RefSeq and is a predicted model, not a curated record. NCBI's taxonomy places the organism in Eukaryota, Metazoa, Arthropoda, Insecta, Hemiptera, Aleyrodidae.
GAUGCGAUUAGCAAGUACAAAGAUACAAUCGACUCAAUAGUUCAUAGAUUGAAGCUGCAAGUGGCGGAAAUGAACAAGGCUGCAAGGUUUUAUGUAGAAACAGAAUAUUUGAAUAAUAUUUAUGAUCUCAGUAGGGUUCCCCAUUCGGAUCCCAAAGAAGUGACUGAAUUAGUGCGGACACCAGUAGGGCACUCCGGCACUCGAAACCCUAGCUCCGCCAAUUUUUGUGGUAUGGUUGUAAUUGGUGUGCACAGCAUCAAUAAGUUCGCAAGCAACACCAAUUUGAUCGGCGUGCAGCAUUAA